Molecule: messenger RNA, 1197 nt
Organism: Podarcis muralis (Common wall lizard)
Lineage: Eukaryota; Metazoa; Chordata; Lepidosauria; Squamata; Lacertidae
Product: serine protease inhibitor A3M-like
Molecular function (GO): serine-type endopeptidase inhibitor activity
Source: RefSeq, a predicted model, not a curated record
AUGAAACUCGCCAUCCAUUUCUCCUUGUUACUGAUUGUCCUUCAAGCCCACAAUGGUCAUGGAGAUAAAGAUCCACUUCAAGAAAAGCUAGCUUCCAGCAUUGCUGACUUUGCAUUUAAAUUCUCCAGACAAGUAGCUUCACUCCAGGGUGGCAAAAAUAUCUUCUUCUCUCCUCUGAGUAUCUCCAUGGCGUUUUCAAUGAUUGGCAUGGGUGCUAAAUCCAACACCCAAAAUCAAAUUUACGAAGGACUUGGAUUGACAUCAAUUGACACAAGCAAGGUCCAUAAAGAAUUUGAACAGCUCAUUCAGAUGCUGAACAGUCCUGGAGCUAAGAUGGACAUAGGAAAUGCCAUGUGGAUAAAACAGUCACAUCAAAUUCUUCCUAAGUUUUCAGAGGAUGUCAAAAGUUUGUACAAAACAGAGAGCUUUAACUUUGAACAAUCCUCAGAGGCUGCAGAGCAGAUAAAUGAUUACGUGGCAAAGAAAACUCAUGGGAAAAUUACUAAAGCAGUUGAAGGCUUAGAUCCAAAAACCAUCAUGGUUCUUGUGAACUAUAUCUACUUCAAAGAUGACUGGAAAUAUCCCUUUAACCCUAAAUUAACCCAUAAAAAUUUUUUUUUUAUUGACGAAAGACAAACUGUGAAAGUUGACAUGAUGAAAAACACGGAGCAUUACAGAUAUUUCCACGAUGAAGCUCUGUCAUGCUGGGUAGUUGAACUUCCUCACAAAGGAGGUGCUGCUGCCUGGUUCAUUCUGCCUGAUGAAGGCAAACUGAAGGAAGUGGAGGAUGCUAUGGGGGAGGAAACUUUGUCCAAAUGGAGAAGAUCUUUAAAAAGGGGGAAAGAAAUUGAUCUGUUCCUUCCAAAAUUCUCGAUGUCUGCAUCCUAUAAUCUCAACAAUGUGCUGUCUAGGCUGGGCAUUACUGAUGUGUUUAGCGGCAAUGCUGAUCUAUCUGGAAUUACUGGAAGUAGCGACCUGACGAUUACCAAAGCUACUCACGAGGCUGUCCUGGAUAUACAUGAAGAAGGUAGUGAGGCAGCAGCAGUGACCACUGCACAGAUUGGUUUCAAAUCUCUAGGACCCCCCUCCGUUCCUAUUGAACUCAUAUUUGACAAGCCAUUCUUUCUCACCAUAUUGGCACCAAAUGAUGGACCCAUGCUUUUCUUUGGGAAAGUAGUGAACCCUGCUCGAAAAUGA